AUGGGAAAUACAACAUCAACGCCAAAGCAUUUGCAGCGAUCGGAUAAGACAAAGAGUGUGAUAUUCACGUUUGAGGACUACACAAGCGAUGCUCCUGAUGAUGAGAAGAUAAGUCGAGAAGCUGGGGCGCUGCAACUAGCAAUCAGCGACCAUGUUAGGGAUUAUUAUCACGAGCGGCAGAUCCAGCGCUCACCUGAAGACAUCGAGAAAGCUCUGUUGAAAGAAAGAGAAAGGCUGCCGUUAUUGUCGAGCAUCGAAAUAUCACACCUGCUCUGUGACGUUCGGACUCGGCGCUCUGCUUUGAAUUUCUUCCUCUCUCAUAUGGUAUUGAAGAAUAUCAGCUUCUUCGGCCACAAAUCUCACACCCUGCUCUCACCAGGAGCCGUUGGAUGUAUCAAUGACUUUGGCUUCGGAGAUCCACAAGUCAAAUUGACAGAUGACGAAGAAACGGCGUUCACACAAUGGCGCGCAGUAACUGCACACCUUCUCCCGAAAAUACAGAAGCGGCCAACAAGCUAUCAAAGUGCUCGAAUCGAUCGACUGGCAAAAGCUAUUGAUGAAAUCAUUAUGUUUUUCUCCGACCCAGCGAAAGAUAACGCAGAGAGACUGGAGAGUCUGCGAAGCGUCGUAGAAAAAGCUGGAAUUGUUGGAGAGAUGAUCUUUGCGUCCCCAUCCCGUUGGAAGUUUGAUUGGAACGCAUCCAGACGAGACCUCAGAUCUCGAGACCGACGCAGCAAGGAGGGGAAAACCCAGCCGGACCAUCAGGUAUUUGAUAAAGAGGGUAAAAUCGUUGUGAUUGUUUUGUUUCCUGCCCUUAUUCAAAUGGAUACGAAAGAUCCUGAAGACAAGCAUGGUCCUAGGCGAACUCGGCGUGGUGACUACGACGGCACAGUUGCGGUCUCGGAAAUAUUGAAAGAAGUCAGGAAAUUUGCGGAGCUGCAAAGUCCCAAACCUCAAGGCCCAGAGCAACAACAUUCAAGCCCUGAGCAGCAAGAGUCAAAACCAGCUGGAAGCCAUCCAAGCCUGGCAGUCCCAGCAGGACAAGAGCCUCCACAGUCAAAGGUGUUAAAAGGGUGAGUCUGCCGCCUAUCUCCAAGACAUCGUUCAUUUUCGGGGGCUGUUGAGUAAUAAUCCAUCGGAAGAAGAGGCAACAUUCGCCAGGAGAGAUGUGCGGGAAGAGCGUCUGGUUUGGAAGACUUGUAAGUCUUGGCGCUUCGAGUUUGGACCACUAGUGCUUGGGCUACAGAUUUUAGCGGGCGUAACGGAGAAUCAUUUCAAGAGCCUACUCACCCUGAUGAAAGAUUUUCUGACUUGGUUCUUGCCAUCGACUGUGGUUCUUUGCUGAGGUAAUGUCUGUGGACGAUGGUGGAUUCCAGGUGAACAGCGCGUGCUCCAUUGUACCGAUGAUUUGAAGUACUUCGCCAGAGUCAGCAAAGGGUGCACAACAGUUUCAGAACAUCAUGAAACCUAUACAUACAAGAUUGAUGACAAUAGUUUAGCCUCCUUUCUCGGUUCAAAAAUGAUUCUUUAUCCAUCAUAACCCAGCGGAUGCGAUUUUUGACCGUCAGCGGCUUCAUUUUGGAAACUUGUAUGAGCUUUGGAAGCUCUAAUGAGGCUUGUCUCGUAUCGCUGAUAAUAUCUACUACUCGCUUGAAUUGUGUGCUUCGCCAGAUCUUCUUGGAAUCAAGAAGCUUGCAGAGUUCUUCGGCGGCAGCGAUGUCUUUGUUGACACGUUUGAGAAGGAGAACACAUGUCCUCGUGUCGGAAUCGACGUCUUUAAACUUCAAGGCAAAUCGACCUAAAGAAAGAGUUCCAUUUGUGAUUGAAAGAGCACCCGACAGGACUGCAAAAGAAAUCAUAUUGCCCAAGAAUGACGAAUGAUAACGAAUUUGUGUGGAAAGGGAGGAUGUCCUAAACAUAAAUACGGCUACCAUGCCAAGAACUCGCUCGUAUUCCAAGACAGGCGAUCCGGCAGUUGGGGCUGAGAGCACAUUUUUGUUGUAUAUUGAGGCUUUGAUGACCCCCACAGACUUCUGUAGGAUGUCUUGUGAUAGGUUUCAAGGCUCACGAGUUGAAUCGCUGCAGAAGAAGGCGGAGGUUGGGAAG
Molecule: messenger RNA, 2106 nt
Organism: Cadophora gregata
Lineage: Eukaryota; Fungi; Ascomycota; Leotiomycetes; Helotiales; Ploettnerulaceae
Exons: 3
Coding region: 1-1077 (358 amino acids)
Source: RefSeq, a predicted model, not a curated record